ACUCGGCCUUAAGCCGUCCUGGGUGUAUGUGAGGCUGAAAGGGAAGGAGGAACAGGGUCUGGGCCGCUGUGUGCUCUGCCGUCAUCUCUAAGAAACAACCAUACCACUGAAUGCUACUGUGUACUUACAAACCACACUCAUAUUCGUCACGUCAUUUCAUCUUCACCCCCACCUCCAAAUGAGGCUUGAAAUGAGAUGAGAUGUUCCUCCCUCCCCUUUCAACCAUGGACCUCACACUGUGGACUUCCUCUUAGAGCCUCUGAGUUAGGUACCCAAGCCAAGGCACAAUGUCCCUGCCCCCCAUAAGACUGCCCAGCCCCUAUGGCUCUGAUCGGCUGGUACAGCUAGCAGCCAGGCUCCGGCCAGCACUCUGUGAUACUCUGAUCACCGUAGGGAGCCAGGAGUUCCCCGCCCACAGCCUGGUGCUAGCAGGUGUCAGCCAGCAGCUGGGCCGCAGGGGCCAGUGGGCUCUGGGAGAAGGCAUCAGCCCUUCUACCUUUGCCCAGCUCCUGAACUUUGUGUAUGGGGAGAGUGUAGAGCUGCAGCCUGGAGAGCUAAGGCCCCUUCAGGAGGCGGCCAGGGCCUUGGGAGUGCAGUCCCUGGAAGAGGCAUGCUGGAGGGCUCGAGGGGACAGGGCUAAAAAGCCAGAUCCAGGCCUGAAGAAACAUCAGGAGGAGCCAGAGAAACCCUCAAGGAAUCCUGAGAGAGAACUGGGGGACCCUGGAGAGAAGCAGAAACCAGAACAGGUUUCUAGAACUGGUGGGAGAGAACAGGAGAUGUUGCACAAGCACUCGCCACCAAGAGGCAGACCCGAGAUGGCAGGAGCAACGCAGGAGGCUCAGCAGGAACAGACCAGGUCAAAGGAGAAACGCCUCCAAGCCCCUGUUGGCCAAAGGGGAGCAGAUGGGAAGCAUGGAGUGCUCACGUGGUUGAGGGAAAAUCCAGGGGGCUCUGAGGAAAGUCUGCGCAAGCUCCCUGGCCCCCUUCCCCCAGCAGGCUCCCUGCAAACCAGCGUCACCCCUAGGCCCUCGUGGGCUGAGGCCCCUUGGUUGGUGGGGGGCCAGCCUGCCCUGUGGAGCAUCCUGCUGAUGCCGCCCAGAUAUGGCAUUCCCUUCUACCAUAGCACCCCCACCACUGGAGCCUGGCAGGAGGUCUGGCGGGAACAGAGGAUCCCACUGUCCCUAAAUGCCCCCAAAGGGCUCUGGAGCCAGAACCAGUUGGCCUCCUCCAGCCCUACCCCAGGUUCCCUCCCCCAGGGCCCCGCACAGCUCAGCCCUGGGGAGAUGGAAGAGUCUGAUCAGGGGCACACAGGCGCACUUGCAACCUGUGCGGGUCAUGAGGACAAGGCAGGCUGCCCACCUCGCCCGCACCCUCCCCCGGCCCCUCCUGCUCGGUCUCGGCCCUAUGCGUGCUCUGUCUGUGGAAAGAGGUUUUCACUCAAGCAUCAGAUGGAGACGCACUACCGAGUCCACACAGGAGAGAAGCCCUUCUCCUGUAGCCUUUGUCCUCAGCGCUCCCGGGACUUCUCGGCCAUGACCAAGCACCUGCGGACACACGGGGCCGCUCCGUACCGCUGCUCCCUGUGCGGGGCCGGCUGUCCCAGCCUGGCCUCCAUGCAGGCGCACAUGCGCGGUCACUCGCCCAGCCAACUCCCGCCCGGAUGGACCAUCCGCUCCACCUUCCUCUACUCCUCCUCGAGGCCGUCUCGGCCCUCGACCUCUCCCUGUUGUCCUUCUUCCUCCACCACCUGACGGGGUGUCGGUAGCGUCUUAGCCAAGAGUCCAAUUAAAGAACGAAAAGCGGGCCGGCUCGGCUUCUGACCUGGCACCGCUGCUACGGCGGCCUAGCAAAUUCCGCCCCAGAAGCGCCCCAGGAAGGGCGCCGAGUGCCCUCUCCUGGACGAUCGCGGGUCGCAGAAGCCCAGGCCAGCGAGCCCUACAGAGUGAGGACACUGAAGUGUGCAGGAGCGAAGGUUAACAGUAGGGGAGAUUGUCGAUCUCAUCACCAUAAUAAAGAGUUUCCUGUGCCCUCCCUUCA
Messenger RNA from Homo sapiens (human), 2037 nucleotides. It is a transcript of the gene ZBTB32, whose product is annotated as zinc finger and BTB domain containing 32. Gene Ontology annotation, cellular component: nucleus. The record is from RefSeq and is marked validated. The transcript has 7 exons. The coding region runs from base 288 to 1751 and encodes 487 amino acids. NCBI's taxonomy places the organism in Eukaryota, Metazoa, Chordata, Mammalia, Primates, Hominidae. Gene Ontology annotation, molecular function: DNA binding. Gene Ontology annotation, biological process: negative regulation of DNA-templated transcription.